Molecule: messenger RNA, 1431 nt
Organism: Mitosporidium daphniae
Lineage: Eukaryota; Fungi; Microsporidia
Exons: 2
Coding region: 1-1431 (476 amino acids)
Cellular component (GO): Prp19 complex; U2-type catalytic step 1 spliceosome; U2-type catalytic step 2 spliceosome
Molecular function (GO): U6 snRNA binding; pre-mRNA binding
Source: RefSeq, a predicted model, not a curated record
AUGUGGGCCAGUGGCAGAGGUGCAUUUAUUGAAUUUUUGGAUCUUCCUACGAGUUUGUCUUUUUUUAAUUUUUAUUCCAAAUCGCCGCCUCUUAUUGCCUCCUCCUCUAUUCCCUUAAAAGUAGCUUUUGCAAAAUCUUCAAGCCCUGUGCCUUUAAAUAUACAGGCUGCAAUGAAUUCCGUUCCUCCUGCUACCCGCGUUGCUUAUGUUGGCGGAUUGGAAGAAAGUCAACUAAAUGAGGCUUACUUGCUGGAUAAAUUUUCAUCCUAUGGAGCCAUUGAAAGUGUGCGUAUGCUUAAAGAGAAAAAGACAGCUUUUAUUCAUUUCGUGACAGUUGCUUCUGCAAUCAAGCUCAUUUCGCUCUUGGGAUCAUCUUCGCCCGUAUCUCUGGGCCUUCCCGGCUCCAAGAUUUGCUAUGGAAAGGAUCGAUUUCCUGUCUCUUCGGCUCGCCAAAUUUCAGAACAAAGACUCGCCGUUCCUUCCGUUGCAAUGCCAAAGCUACAGACAGCACAAAACAUUCCAAUGAGCCAGUUUUCGACCUUUUGCAUGCAAAAUUCACAUCUUUUCAAAGUUGCCGGAGUACCUGCUCCCUUUACUCAAAAUCAUCGCACAAUUUUUCUUGGAAGCAUCCCAGAAGAGACUUGUUUGAGUGACCUGGCAAAUGUGAUAAGAGGCGGGCCGCUGUUUAAUUUGAAAAUUGUGCCAGAAAAAAACUGCGCCUUCAUCACAUUUGUAAAAGCAUCUGAUGCACUGCUUUUUUAUGUCAGCACUGUGGGGCAUCGACCCAUAAUUUCUCAUCUUGAACAAGCCGUCUGUGAUUCGGAAAACAAACCGGAUGACUCGAAAACCAACAUUUCCCCUGAUGUUCCUGGAAUUUUUGUGCUUGGCAGAAAAAUUUACAAAAUUGGAUUUGGAAAGCCGAUAGAUUUAACAAAUGAAAUGCUUGAAGCCAUUGAGAAAGGGGGCGCAACUCGAAACAUCUACAUUGGACUUCCAAAAAAAUCGGAUGCGCUAGAUUUUUUCAUCGAUGAGCUUCCAGAUGAUUCUACCAUCAUAUCCGAGUUUUCGCAGUAUGGAACCAUCGAGUCUGUCGUGCGCGUUCCGGAAAAACAAGUUGCUUUUGUAAACUUUGCAAGCAUCGUGUCUGCGCUCAAGGCUCUUGUGGGCUCCAGGUCGAAUCGUGUUUUUGAAAGCUGUAAAAUUAUUUAUGGCAAAGAUAGAUGCUCAACACAAGUGGCAGCACCGCCUUACUUUGAUUCGGGGAAUCCAUAUUCAGUGGCCAUUAGCAAUGGAGUUGGAAUUUCAAGCCAACACGCUCCUAUUCCCAACUGGCCAAUUCCACCACCUCCUCUCCCAGGAAUACUCCCCCCAACAUUUCCAUUCCAACCACAGGCUGGCAUUUCACCUUCAAUUAAUUAUCCUAAAAACUAA